CAGUUAUGAUAUAUUCAUUAACUAUUAGUUUGGCAAUUGUUUUAUCAAUUAUUGAUAUAUCAGUUGCCAACUGUCCGCCAACUAAUCAAUUUUGGCCAAAAAUUGGUAAAUUUUCCGAUUUUAGCCAAAAAUAUCAGCCAUUAUCUGACGAUGAGAUACAUAAGCUUAUCAAUCAAACAGUUAGCCAACAAUGUCAUGAAUAUACAAAAUUAAGUAAAUGGUUAAAACUAAACAAUAUCAAUUGGCUAGCUGAUGAAUCGGAAAAAAAUUGUCAAUAUGACCUAGAUGAUAAUGCAAUGAUCAUCGGGUCGAUUAGCAAACUAACUGAUCCCGGUGACAGGCACCGGCAUCUAGUUAAACAGGCUCAAUGGCUGGACUAUAUGUUGAAAUAUUUACAAGAUACAAGUGUUUAUCGUAAACAGUGUACUCUAGAGGAUCGCCUGAAAUAUGUUAAAACUACGGAUGUUAAGGAAUUGGCGAAAUUGGUCGCCGAUAAACAUAGACAAGUAUUGGCCGAAAUGCAAAAAGAGGUAGACCUGAGUCGGUCGGUUAAAGAGGAAAAUUUUUGGAUACCUUUGGAUACAAAAGCAUUAGAAGACAGUAAACGUCAAUUUGCUAACGAUGAAAAAGAUUUGGCUAAAAUUUCUCCCGAAUCAAUCAAAAUAAAAAGUAUGAAACUAUUGAUAUUAAAAUUAGAUUAUCUAAUUCGAGUCUAUCAAGCUAUACAUGCUUAA
This is a messenger RNA of Oppia nitens, 734 nucleotides long. RefSeq lists its product as uncharacterized. Bases 6 to 734 code for a protein of 242 amino acids. NCBI's taxonomy places the organism in Eukaryota, Metazoa, Arthropoda, Arachnida, Sarcoptiformes, Oppiidae. The record is from RefSeq and is a predicted model, not a curated record. The transcript is spliced from 3 exons.